This is a messenger RNA of Chironomus riparius, 1192 nucleotides long. The record is from the annotation of a GenBank genome assembly. NCBI's taxonomy places the organism in Eukaryota, Metazoa, Arthropoda, Insecta, Diptera, Chironomidae.
CACAGUUCUCACUUAAGCUUCUGUUAAAAUAGGUCAAAAUGAAGAAUUUAAUUGGAUUAAUAAUCUGGAUUUCUACACUGACUUUGAUAGCAUCUCAAGAUUAUUACGAUGAUGAAUCAGACCAGUUAUUAGACUGCAACAACCCAACAAACAAGUGCACAUGUACAUGUCCAGACAGUGGAAUCAAAUUCAAUCCAGAAUUGCCUGUAGCUAUACCACCUGUUCCAACAACUUACCUCAAACCAAAAGUUGAAGUUUGCAGCUAUGUGAAAGAUUUAUUUGAUGGUGGAACUUACUUAAAGUCAGCUUGUUUUGUUCACCAAAAUUUAGAUUAUAAAUCAGCAACUCAAAAAUGUGCAGAAUAUAAAAUGAAUCUUUUUGUGCUUAAUGAUGAAGUUGUUACAUCACACAUAUUGGAUGCUACUCAAGAAAAAUAUCCAACAGUAAAUGGAGCGAUGUGGGUAAAUGGAAUGCGACAAAAGUUCUCAGCUAAAUGGCAAACCUACAAUCUUGAUGGAUCAGUUUACCAGAAACUUGAUAGCACCGUUAAACUUUAUAGUAAUCAUGAACUAGGAAAUUGUCUUCAAGUGUCUCGUAAGUAUACAGACAUUUACUAUCCACUUCCUGAAAAUUGUGACAUCAAACGUUAUUUUAUUUGCGAGCAUUUUAAAAGAACUCAAACUCCACCAAAACUUGACACAACUAAGUGCCUUUACAAGCGCGAUUUAUACUUUAACAACUCUUAUGUCAAGUCUAUGUGUGUUGUUAAUCAAGAGCUAGAUUAUGAUCAAUCAAGACGUAAAUGUGCUGAAUAUGGAAUGAAUUUAUACUCAUUUGACACCAGAGAAUCUUAUGGUGCAUUUUUCAACUCAGCUGAAGACUUUGCUAAGGCUUAUCCUUCAGGAAGGAAGUGGAUAAAUGGACAACGAGAUGCAAAUACAAAUGAAUGGUACACAUAUCAUUCCAAUAGACUCGUUCAAGGAAAAAUUUACAAAGGAUUUGAAUGGGCUAAGGAAAACAAAAAUUCUGGUCGAUUCUUAGGACUUUCAACAUUGUAUGGUCCUUAUCAAGGUGUAGGUUAUGAUUCUGGGAAGUUUUGGUUUAUUUGCGAAUAUAAAUAUUCUGAGAUUUUGGUUUAAAGUAUUGUCAAAUGUCAAUUAAAGUCUAGAAAUAAAAGUGUUAUGACUAGAAA